CCGGGCGGCGCCGGGGAGGGUCCGGCGGCCCCCCCCGCCCCAGCCCGCCCUCGCUGCGAGGAGAGCCCGGUCAGGAUAUGAGUCUUCCUCUGUGCCCGGGCCUUGGGCUCCCCCAGGGGGUGUAACAGAGCCCCGAGGGGGCGUUCUGCAACGAGAAUUGGCUUUGGAGGCUUGUGCUUGAAGCUUGUCCAAUGAGUCUGAGACGCCCAAGCACCAUUCAUUUUGGAGGUACAGCAGCAGCUCAUGAUGCCCCGUAAAGCUUUUCUUUCCCAGAAAGAAAAGCAGGCUCGUGCCAGGGAAAGGGAUAUGUUAAAAAAGAGGAGGAGGCGACAAGACUAUCUCAAAAGAAGCGUGGAGCCGCAGAAAAAUGCAGAAACAAUAAAAUGGCACAGGGAUGAUGAGAAGAGGAGAGAAAAUGAGCAAGUUAAGGACAAAGAUAUCAAGAAGCGGUGGAGACAGGAUGAGAGAGAACGACGAAAGAAUGUGGACGCUAUGAAUUGGCACAGGGAAGAGGAGAAAUGGGAAAAUGAGCGAGAAACUAUGUUCCAACUUCCUGUCAACAACCUUGGCAGUUUAAGAAAGGCCCGGAAAACUGUGAAAAAAAUACUUAGUGACAUUGGUUUGGAGUACUGUAAAGAACAUAUAGAAGAUUUUAAGCAGUUUGAACCUAAUGACUUUUAUUUGAAAAACACUACAUGGGAGGAUGUGGGACUGUGGGACCCAUCGCUUACAAAAAACCAGGACUAUCGGACAAAGCCCUUUUGCUGCAGUGCAUGUCCCUUCUCCUCGAAGUUCUUUUCAGCCUACAAAAGCCACUUCCGGAAUGUUCACAGCGAAGACUUUGAGAACAGGAUCCUGCUCAACUGCCCCUACUGUACCUUCAACGCGGACAAAAAGACUUUGGAAACGCACAUUAAAAUAUUCCAUGCUCCCAAUGCCAGUACACCGAGUGGAGGCAUCAGCACUUUCAAAGAUAAAAACAAACACGAGAGCCUUAAACCCAAGCAGGCUGACAGUGUGGAACAAGCUGUUUAUUACUGUAAGAAGUGCACUUACCGUGACCCGCUCUACGAAAUCGUUCGAAAGCACAUUUACAGGGAACAUUUUCAGCACGUUGCUGCUCCUUACGUAGCCAAGGGAGGCGAAAAGUCCCUCAAUGGUGCAGUUCCGUUGAGCUCCGGUGCCCGAGAGGAGGGGGGUAUCCACUGCAAACGAUGCCUUUUCAUGCCGAAAUCCUACGAAGCUUUAGUCCAGCACGUGAUCGAAGACCACGAGCGGAUCGGGUACCAGGUCACGGCAAUGAUAGGUCACACCAACGUAGUGGUUCCCAGAUCCAAACCUUUGAUGCUAAUAGCUCCCAAACCCCAGGAUAAAAAGCCUAUGGGACUCCCUCAGAGGAUGGGUGCCCUGUCUGCUGGCAGCGUCCGCUCGCUCUCGUCGCAGCAGAUGAUGAACAGACUCACUAUACCAAAGCCCACGUUAAACUCUGCAGGAGUCAAUAUGAUGUCAAACGUUCACCUACAGCAGAACAAUUACGGGGUUAAAUCAGUUCCCCCCAGUUACGUUGGUCAGCCAGGGGGGAGGCUCAGCCUCGGUGGCAAUGCAGCUGUUUCUCUUUCCCAACAAUCACAAAGCAUGAAACAGUUUUCAGCGAGUGGCAACGGAAGGCCUUACACUCUGGGAGGGGAGCAGAGGUCCCAGGCCUCAGCCAGGUACUCGCUGCAGUCUGCCAACUCCUCCUCACUGUCGUCGGCACAGCUCAAGCAGGCGUCGCUGUCGCAGUCCCAGGCAUCCAGAGCUCUGGGGCAGUCUGGCUCCAAAUCCCCCGUGGCUGCUACAGGUCCUUCCACUGUCAACACCUCGUCCACGCAGAAGUGGAAAAUCUGUACAAUCUGCAAUGAGCUGUUCCCCGAAAACGUGUACAGCGUCCACUUUGAGAAGGAGCACAAGGCCGAGAAGGUCCCUGCGGUGGCCAACUACAUCAUGAAAAUCCACAACUUCACGAGCAAAUGUCUCUACUGUAACCGCUACCUGCCCACGGACACGCUGCUCAAUCACAUGCUGAUCCACGGGCUCUCCUGCCCCUACUGCCGCUCCACCUUCAACGACGUGGAGAAGAUGGCUGCCCACAUGCGCAUGGUGCACGUGGACGAGGAGAUGGGACCUAAAACUGACUCCACCCUCACCUUUGAUUUGACAUUGCAGCAGGGCAGCCACACGAACAUACACCUCCUCGUCACCACCUACAACCUGCGGGAUGCUCCUGCCGAAUCCGUAGCUUACCACGCUCAGAACACCCCCCCGGUCCCCCCGAAACCGCAGCCCAAAAUCCAGGAGAAAUCCGACGUACCCGUCAAAAGUUCUCCGCAAGCGGCAGUGCCCUACAAAAAAGAUGUGGGGAAAACUCUGUGUCCUCUGUGCUUUUCGAUCCUAAAAGGCCCCAUCUCCGACGCGCUGGCGCAUCACCUCCGGGAGAGGCACCAGGUGAUUCAGACGGUUCACCCCGUGGAGAAGAAGCUGACCUACAAGUGCAUCCACUGCCUGGGCGUGUACACGAGCAACAUGACGGCCUCCACCAUAACGCUGCACCUGGUGCACUGCAGGGGCGUGGGCAAGACCCAGAACGGGCAGGACAAAGGGACCUCGUCCCGCCUGGGCCAGUCCCCCGCGGCCGCGCCGCUGAAACGCGCCUACGAGCACAUGGAGUUCCCCCUGAUGAAGAAGAGGAAGAUGGACGACGAUGACUCCCCCUCUGCCUUUGAGGAGAAGCCUGAAGAACCUGUAGUUCUAGCACUGGACCCCAAGGGUCACGAAGAUGAUUCGUACGAAGCCAGGAAAACGUUUCUUACAAAAUAUUUCAAUAAGCAGCCCUACCCCACUCGGAGAGAGAUCGAGAAGCUGGCGGCCAGUUUGUGGCUCUGGAAAUCUGACAUCGCGUCUCACUUCAGCAACAAAAGGAAGAAAUGUGUCAGGGAUUGUGAAAAAUACAAACCUGGGGUGCUGCUGGGCUUCAACAUGAAAGAGCUGAACAAAGUCAAACACGAGAUGGAUUUUGAUGCCGAGUGGCUGUUUGAAAACCACGACGAGAAGAAUUCCAGGGUCAAUGUCAGUAAGACUGUUGAUAAAAAAAUCAGCUUAGAAAAAGACAAUGACAGUUCCUCAGACAGCUACGAAAACCUAGAGGAGGAAUACAGCGAGAGCCGCAGUCCCUUUGGCCAGCGUGUGUCUGACAUGGGUGGGAAACCCUCGACAGACAGCACAGUGCAGGACCCCCAGGACAGCUUAGCCAAGGAAAUCCUGGAGGAAAACGCACUACAGUCUCCAGAGAAGGCUGAGCAAAAACAAGAGGAAAGCUCUAAAUACGAAGAGAUAAUGGCUGCUGAAGAGCCCACAAAACUGGUGGGUGACGUUUCGGAUAGCGAAGGUGAUCAGGAUGAGCAGGAAGAUGCAGUGGAGUGGAAGGAUGGAGCUUCCCAGUCUGAAAGCGGGCCUGGCUCCCAGCAGGUUUCAGAUUUUGAAGAUAACGCAUUGGAGGUAAAACCAGAAGUGUGGACAGAUGAAUCUUCCCAAAGCGAAGAUGUCGGGGGCAGUAAACCCGCUGUGGAGGCCAAGGGGGGUGGAUCUGAAAGCGAUGAAGAGCAGUCAAAGUGGAAGAAUCGUUCCUAUGGAAAAGUAGAAGGGUUUUGGUCCAAGGACCAGUCGCAAUGGAAAAAUGCCUCCGAGCUGGAGGAGAGCCUGGCCAGCGAGCAGAUGGAGUGGCAGAGCAGCACAAUGGACAGCGAGGACGGCGAGGCCUUCGGGGCCGUGGGGGCCGAGCCCAUGCACGGCAGCCUGCCCGGGGUGGAGCUCAGCAGCCAGCAGGCGUGAGCAGCCCUGGGCCUGGCACUGCCCGGGCACCGCUGCCCUGCCAGCUGC
Molecule: messenger RNA, 3915 nt
Organism: Melozone crissalis (California towhee)
Lineage: Eukaryota; Metazoa; Chordata; Aves; Passeriformes; Passerellidae
Gene: ADNP
Product: activity dependent neuroprotector homeobox
Exons: 6
Coding region: 244-3867 (1207 amino acids)
Biological process (GO): regulation of gene expression
Cellular component (GO): nucleus
Molecular function (GO): DNA binding
Source: RefSeq, a predicted model, not a curated record